CUCCGCACUUGCUCGGCUCCCCCGUUCCAGCCUUCGCCAUGGGAUUCGGGGACCUGAAAAGCCCUGCCGGCCUCCAGGUGCUCAACGAUUACCUGGCGGACAAGAGCUACAUUGAGGGGUACGUGCCAUCACAAGCAGAUGUGGCAGUAUUUGAAGCAGUCUCUGGUCCACCACCUGCUGACCUGUGUCACGCCCUACGUUGGUAUAAUCACAUCAAGUCUUAUGAAAAAGAGAAGGCCAGCCUGCCGGGAGUAAAGAAAUCUUUGGGAAAGUAUGGCCCUGCCAGUGUGGAAGACACCACAGGAAGUGGAGCUGCAGAUGCUAAAGAUGANGAUGACAUUGAUCUCUUUGGAUCUGACGAAGAGGAGGAAAGCGAGGAAGCAAAGAAGCUACGAGAAGAACGCCUUGCACAGUAUGAGUCCAAGAAAGCUAAAAAGCCUGCAGUUGUUGCGAAGUCUUCCAUCUUACUAGACGUGAAGCCUUGGGAUGAUGAGACGGACAUGACAAAGCUAGAGGAGUGUGUCCGAAGCAUCCAAGCAGACGGCCUGGUGUGGGGCUCCUCUAAAUUGGUUCCAGUGGGAUAUGGCAUUAAAAAGCUUCAAAUACAGUGUGUAGUUGAAGAUGAUAAGGUUGGAACAGAUAUGCUGGAAGAGCAGAUUACUGCUUUUGAGGACUACGUACAGUCCAUGGAUGUGGCUGCUUUUAACAAGAUUUAAAUCAUUCAGUCAGUGCACUUAAAUAAAAGCUUGAAAGAUAAC
This is a messenger RNA of Mus pahari (shrew mouse), 758 nucleotides long. RefSeq names its product eukaryotic translation elongation factor 1 beta 2 (gene Eef1b2). Gene Ontology annotation, cellular component: cytosol; eukaryotic translation elongation factor 1 complex. Gene Ontology annotation, biological process: translational elongation. The transcript is spliced from 6 exons. Gene Ontology annotation, molecular function: guanyl-nucleotide exchange factor activity; translation elongation factor activity. The record is from RefSeq and is a predicted model, not a curated record. Lineage: Eukaryota; Metazoa; Chordata; Mammalia; Rodentia; Muridae. The coding region runs from base 39 to 716 and encodes 225 amino acids.